AUGUCGUUUAUGGGAGGCGCCGAAUGCUCGACAUCUGGGAACCCCCUCAGCCAGCUCCACAAACAUACACAGAAUGACAGAACCCUUCAGCAAGACCGCCUUGUAGGACGAGGGCCUGGCGGACAGCUUAACGGAUUUCGAAGUCAGAGCGCCAAUGCGCCUCAAGAUGAGAUGAUGAAUGGUUUCCUGAAUCAGGGCCCGAGCCUUCAGCAAGACUUCCCCAUGCAGCCGGGUCAAAUGGGCCCUCUCAACCCUGCCCAGUCCCAUAUGCGAGCCAGCUCGGCAUCGCCAACAUGGGCGCACGACUUUAACGGCCAGCCAGCGAUGGAAUCAGCUUUCCAGCCACCAUCAGCUGCGCAGGCGCAUUUUAAUGCUGACGAGUUUGCCCGUUUCCAGCAGCUAAACACACAAGGUUCUUCCGCGAGAGCGAGUCCGAUGCAGAGCAACGUCCCUAACCAGAUGAACCAACAACGACCUAUGAUGGGUGGCAUGGGUGGUAUGAUGAACCGACCGAUGGGCUACUCCCCCAUGUUCCAGCCGAUGUACCAGAGUCAGCAGCCUAUGCAGCAAAACCAACCACAACAGCAGGAUGCUAAGGGCAAGGGUCGCCUUGUCGAGCUCGACGAUCACAAGUGGGAGGAGCAGUUCGCCUCCAUGGAACUUCAAGAUGGUGACAAGGCUAAGGAACAAGAAGAGGCAAACGCCGCAGAGCGUGAGCUUAAUGAAAUGGACAAGGGCUUAACGUCCGAAACUAAUGAGUUGGGUGAUUUCGAAUCUAUUUGGAAAGGAAUUGAAGCUGAGACGGCCGCUGCUAGACAAGAUUUUGACCAAUUCGAUACCGAAUGGAGCAACAAUAUGAUGCCCGACUUCGAGGGUAUGGGCGACUGGGGUCGUCUCGGUGACCCGGCCGUCGAAACCUAUCUCUUCGAACAAGACAACUUUUUCCGCGACGAGAAGAACGCUUUCGAGGAGGGUGUACGCAUCAUGAAGGAAGGCGGUAACCUUUCCUUAGCCGCCCUGGCUUUCGAAUCGGCUGUUCAGCAGAACCCUGAUCAUACUGAGGCGUGGGUUUACCUAGGAACAGCUCAGGCGCAGAACGAAAAGGAGACGGCAGCAAUUCGUGCUCUUGAGCAAGCGCUCAAGCAGGACCCUAACAACCUGACGGCCUUGAUGGGUCUGGCGGUAUCAUACACCAACGAAGGCUACGACAGCACGGCAUAUCGAACCCUUGAACGUUGGCUGUCAGUUAAGUACCCCAAUAUCCUUGAUCCCAAGGACUUGCACCCUCCUGCAGAGAUGGGCUUCACAGACCGCCAGCAGCUCCACGACAAGGUGACAAAUCUAUUCAUCAGGGCAGCACAGCUGAGUCCUGAUGGUGAGCAUAUGGACCCUGAUGUGCAAGUGGGUCUUGGAGUCCUCUUCUACGGCGCGGAGGAUUAUGAUAAGGCAGUUGAUUGCUUCCAGUCAGCCCUCCACUCGUCAGAAGUCGGUAGUUCCAACCAGCAAGAGCAGCUCCAUCUUCUAUGGAACCGUCUCGGCGCAACCCUCGCAAACAGCGGGCGCUCUGAGGAAGCCAUCGCGGCCUACCAAGAGGCCCUCGCUAUGGCGCCUAACUUUGUGCGAGCCCGUUACAACUUGGGCGUCAGCUGCAUCAACAUCCACUGCCACCACGAGGCUGCCUGCCACUUCCUGGCCGCCUUGGAGAUGCACAAGGCUAUUGAAAAGUCCGGCCGGAGCAAAGCUUACGAGAUCCUGGGCGACAACGCCGCUGGUGUCGAUGAGACGCUUGACCGUAUGUCGGCGCAGAACCGCAGCAGUACCCUAUACGACACCCUUCGUCGCGUCUUUACCCAGAUGGGUCGGCGGGAUCUAGCGGAGAAGACCAUUGCGGGCGUAGAUCCGGAUGUGUUCAGACCAGAGUUUGAGUUCUAG
Messenger RNA from Fusarium sp. VM40, 1932 nucleotides. The record is from the annotation of a GenBank genome assembly. NCBI's taxonomy places the organism in Eukaryota, Fungi, Ascomycota, Sordariomycetes, Hypocreales, Nectriaceae.